Centruroides sculpturatus (bark scorpion) is the source of this 1754-nucleotide messenger RNA. Its product is annotated as SEC14-like protein 2. Gene Ontology annotation, cellular component: cytoplasm. The coding region runs from base 353 to 1447 and encodes 364 amino acids. The record is from RefSeq and is a predicted model, not a curated record. NCBI's taxonomy places the organism in Eukaryota, Metazoa, Arthropoda, Arachnida, Scorpiones, Buthidae. The transcript is spliced from 11 exons.
AGACGACGAAGGAAAGAAAAUAACUAUCACUUUUACUAUCGACGACAACUAUUAACAUCGAUCUAAAACCGACAACGUAUUCGAUCGUUUAUAUGUAAUUAACGCGAAAUCUCUUUAUAAACGACGUGUUCCGUGCAUUUUUCUAAAUACCCGGAAGAGAGAAAACCGGAUACGUAAGAAAUUCUUAUGACUGUGAGCAAUUCAAUGCGUGUUUUACCUCCCCCUCCCCUAAAAUCCGAUUGGAUGCCCGGACACGCACGCCACUGUCAGUCCUCCGGCUUCGUAACAUCAUAAACACAGAAGUCGCCAACUACAAAAGUAGAACGUUGGUAAAGUGGAACGGCGACUUCUCAUGGCUUCUUUGGAUAAAUUAACCCCGAUUGAACUACAGACUUUGCACGAGUUUCGUAAAUCUGUCGGAGACGUUCUACAAAGCAAACACGACGACGCAUUUUUGCUUCGAUGGCUUCGAGCUAGAGAUUUUAGACUGAAAGAUGCAGAAGACAUGUUAAGAAAGCAUCUUACUUGGAGAGUAAAAAAUAAAAUUGACAACAUACUGAAAGAAUAUACCCCACCAGAGGUUUUAAGAAAAUAUUGGUCCCUGGGAUUUUUAGGGUAUGAUCAAGAAAAUUGCCCUCUUUGGUUAUGUAGAUAUGGUUUAAUUGACUUCAAAGGUAUUAUUUAUUCUGCUAAAAAAUCUGAUGUAAUUAUGUUUUAUGCAUAUUUGUUGGAAUUGAGUGAAUCUAAAAUGAGAGAACAAACAAAAAAAACUGGAAAAUUGGUUGAUAAACAUUCAUAUAUAUUUGAUAUGGAAAACUUUGUUCUGCAACAAGUUACUUGGAAACCUUGCUUUGAUUUGUUAUCCAAAAUUUUAACAUUUUAUGAAGAUAAUUAUCCAGAAAGACUUAAAGCUGCUUAUUUUAUCAAUGCACCAUUUGUUUUUCAAAUUGCACUGGCAUUACUAAAACCAUUUAUUAGUGACACGAGCUAUAGCAAAAUUCAAGUAUUUGGAAAAGAUGAUUGGAAAGAUGUUCUUUUAACUGAAAUUGAUGCCAGUGACCUGCCAGUUCGUUGGGGUGGAACAAAAGUUGGAGUUAAUGGAGAACCUGAUUGUAGUGACAUAAUUAGUCCAGGUGGGAUUGUUCCUAAAUCAUAUUACUUGCAAGAGAGUCAGAGUUUUACAAAUGAAAAUGAUGUUGAAACAUUAGAAAUAGGAUUAAAAUCUUCUGCUACAGUUGAUAUUUACAUUUCUGAAAGUGAUGCUAUUCUUCAGUGGGAAUUCAAAACUGAAAAUCAUGAUAUUGGCUUUGGUCUCUUUUAUAAGUCAAACGAACACAUGCAUCAAGAAGAACUUAUACCAAUAGAUAGAGUUAACUGUCAUCUUGUACCUGAGACUGGAUCGUGGUUUUGCGAAAAUGAAGGCAUUUGUAAGUAUAUAUUAUUAUAAAAUUGUUUAUAAGUAAAUUUAAUUUAGUAUUUUAAAAAGUGAGAUAUCAUUAGCUAUUAACAGGAUUUUAAAAUGUGUUCUCUAUAUGAUGAAUCACAAUUUCUUAAAAAUUCAAAAAUCUAUAAACAAUAAUGAUGAAAAUGUAAUAUUAAAUAUCUUGACACAAUUUGAAGUAUUUCACCAUUAGGACUUGGUAUGUUAGAAACUAACAUAACAUGCUCUAUAUUUUUACUACAAAUGAAUCUUGAUUGUAGAUAUUCAUUCUUAAUUAAUCACAGGUAAAUGUGACUACUACAAAUUAUAUAUA